Messenger RNA from Salvelinus fontinalis (brook trout), 7850 nucleotides. RefSeq names its product glutamate decarboxylase 2 (gene gad2). The record is from RefSeq and is a predicted model, not a curated record. Lineage: Eukaryota; Metazoa; Chordata; Actinopteri; Salmoniformes; Salmonidae. Gene Ontology annotation, cellular component: cytoplasm. The coding region runs from base 867 to 2636 and encodes 589 amino acids. The transcript has 16 exons. Gene Ontology annotation, molecular function: glutamate decarboxylase activity; pyridoxal phosphate binding. Gene Ontology annotation, biological process: GABA shunt.
GUUUGAACUCUAGCGGAGCGAGAGGGACCCACGCGUUCCCACUCCACACCGCUUUACGUUUCCUUGACCGGAGGGGGGCAAUGAUAGGAUGCGACAAGGCAUAAAAAAGUUUUGGAUCAAUGAAUUAUCAGGACAGCCAAGCUGGAGUAAAACAGUUUAAAUGAGACUGUUUCUGGUGUUGAGUUCCACGUACCCAGCAGGAGGGGGACAAAGAUGUGUGGUCACGACUCAUGACGCAACCCAGUUCGUCAUGAACUGAAUCACAUUGGAAUUUAUUUAGUUUCGUGAAACCAGGUUAGCACUACGGUGGGACACGUUUGUUUUAUUAAGUUGCUUAUAGCAUUAAUAUAGCAAACCCUGCGCUCUACUUUUCACCGCUGGAUUAUACUCUGCAUAGUAGUGCUUAUUCCUGAAAGUGGCCUUAGUGAAAUCGCCUUUUUAUCGCCUUUUUUCACAAUACGGAUAUAUUCAUACUCUUACACUCUGACAUACUACAUUGCCUUGCCUAUUUUACCCAGUGGUGAGAGGUUGCGCUUUACACUGAAUCGCGAGGGGCUCUGGGUAACUGUUACCGAAUUCUCUGAGAAGACAAUGCCUGGCAUUCCAUCUGUAUACCUGUGGUCGCCUGCGUACAGAGAAGAGUCUCGGUGAAGAGAGCGCUACGUUUUGAGCACUUUUGCAGUUUCGUUUGUGUCUCUGUUGAAUGCACAGUUUGAUUUUGUGCAGCUGGAAAAGAGUCGACAGACAGCUUCAGCACCGCGUCUCUGAACAGCUCCCGUUUCCCUUCGGCACAUUUCCCCCCGGUUGAAUGGGCGCUAUUUGUCCCUGUCUUUCAUAUAGCUCUUAACUGCAGGCGACUGUUUGCAAUGGCAUCACACGGAUUUUGGGGUCUUGGCGCGCCAGAGAAUGCUGGUGAUAAUACCAGCAACCAAAGCCCCACUACGCCCAGGGCAUGGUGCCAGGCGGCGGCCCAAAAACUACCUGGAGGCAUUGGAUCGAAACUGUGUGCUCUACUCAGUGUUGCUGGAGAGGGCGAGAAAACAUCCGAGCCGACAUCCACCAAACUGGAUGAGACAACGGUUGGGACCUGCGGAUGCAACAAACCGUGCAAUUGUCUGAAGGCGACUGAGGCGACUCUCGGUUUCUCAGAUCUAUAUUCAACAGAUCUACUACCCGCGUUGGAUGGUGACUUGAAGACAAUGACUUUUCUCCAAGAAGUUGUGGAUAUUUUGCUGGCAUAUAUCACGGAAUCGUUUGAUAGGGAAACGAAAGUCAUUGAUUUCCACUAUCCCAAUGAAUUGCUUCAGAGAAACAACUGGGAACUGCAGGAUGAGCCAGAAACACUGGAUGAUAUUUUGAUAAGCUGUCGUGCAACUCUGAAAUACGCUAUCAAAACAGCCCACCCCAGAUACUUCAAUCAGCUCUCUACAGGAUUAGAUAUGGUUGGUCUUGCAGCUGAUUGGCUAACGUCCACCGCAAACACCAACAUGUUCACCUAUGAGGUGGCUCCAGUGUUCGUGCUGCUGGAAUACGUCACUUUGAAGAAAAUGAGGGAGAUCAUUGGCUGGGAGGAUGGCCGAGGGGAUGGUAUCUUCUCUCCCGGUGGUGCCAUUUCCAAUAUGUAUGCCAUGCUGCUGGCUCGCUUCAAGAUGUUUCCUGAAGUGAAGGAGAAAGGAAUGUCAUCAGUCCCCAGACUGGCAGCCUUCACAUCCGAGCAUAGUCAUUUCUCAAUCAAGAAAGGAGCAGCAGCCCUCGGCAUUGGUACAGAGAGUGUCAUCUGCAUCAAAGCAGAUGAGAGUGGUAAAAUGAUACCAGCUGACCUUGAAAGGAAAAUACUGGAAGCCAAGCAGAAGGGAUUUGUGCCAUUCUUUGUGAGUGCGACAGCUGGCACCACAGUCUACGGAGCCUUUGACCCCCUCAUUGCCAUCUCAGAUAUCUGUAAGAAGUACCAAGUCUGGUUUCACGUGGAUGGUGCGUGGGGAGGCAGUCUCAUCAUGUCCAGGAAGCACAAGUGGAAGCUAGAUGGAGUUGAGAGAGCCAAUUCAGUGACAUGGAACCCUCACAAGAUGAUGGCAGUCCCACUGCAGUGCUCAGCCCUGCUGGUCCGGGAGGAGGGGCUGAUGCAAAACUGCAACCAGAUGCACGCCUGCUACCUGUUCCAGCAGGAUAAGCACUACGACCUGUCCUACGACACCGGGGACAAGGCCUUGCAGUGUGGACGUCAUGUGGACAUCUUCAAGCUCUGGCUCAUGUGGAGAGCUAAGGGCACCAUCGGGUUCGAGGCUCAGAUUGACAAGUGUCUGGAGCUUUCGGAGUACCUGUACAACAAGAUCAAGGGCAGGGAAGGAUAUGAGAUGGUCUUCAAUGGAAAGCCUCAACACACCAACGUGUGUUUCUGGUACCUCCCUCCUGGCAUGCGGUACCUGGAGGACAAAGAGGAGAAAAAGAAGCGCCUGCACAAGGUGGCUCCAGUGAUCAAGGCCAGGAUGAUGGAGUACGGGACAACCAUGGUCAGCUACCAACCACAGGGGGACAAGGUCAACUUCUUCCGCAUGGUCAUCUCCAACCCCGCGGCCACCUUUGAGGACAUCGACUUUCUUAUCGAGGAAAUCGAGCGGCUCGGUCAGGAUCUAUAAGACUUGUGUCACCCAAAUAUCCCUUCCCUUUUCCCUAAACGGAUGAAAUGUUUGUUGUGAAUGUGUUGGUAAUCUAUUUUUCUUUCUUCCAAAGUCAUAUAUUAUAACAAGGUAUGUUUGAGAAAAAAAAUAAUCGAUAGAUAUAUCCAUAUUUAUGUAUCGUAGCUUUGUCGUGGACCUCCUUGGUCUGGGCCUCUGUAAAAGUUUUUCCUAGUGUAGAGUAGUGUAAUUGAUGUAACUUUAUAUGUAUUUUUGUGAUAUGAAAUGCUAGUGCAAUAGGUUGAUGAGGAAGAGUUUAUUUUCUAAUUGUUUUCUCAUUUGCCAGGUAUAUUGGAAGUGCCAGAUGUGGUUAAAUGCCAUUGUAAGCUACAUUCUAGUCUCACUCAUGUUUAAAAGAACAUUCCGCUGAUCUCAACUCAGUCCACUGCCUUCACAUUUGCAUACAAGCAGUGGUUUUGGUAAAAUGUUGGUUGACUCACUUCUACUUGUAUUAGAAAACAAUGACAAAGUCUCCAAAUCCUACACAUCCCAUAACUGUAGUAUCUGAAUUUAAACACAUUUCCAAAAAAUCUGGAGGAUGAAAAGAGUAGUGCCUCACAGCAGUUAAGGAGAAAGGCAAUGUUAAUUGACUACACCAAGCAGCUCUAAGAAUAGCGCCACAAUAAUACUCUUCAAAGCAGCCAUGUUUAUGCUCAACAGCAAAAGCACUUUUCAUUUGAUGACCUCAUUUAUUUAAUGUCACUUUCAAUUCUCUCUCUGGUGUGUAGUGGGUACAAGAUGACAUAAACUCAGCAAAGAAAGAAACGUCCUCUCACUUCAACUGCGUUUAUUUUCAGCAAACUUAGCAUGUGUAAAUAUCUGUAUGAACAUAACACGAUUCAACAACUGAAACAUAAACUGAACAGGUUACACAGACAUGUGACAAACAGAAAUUGAAUAAUGUGUCCCUGAACAAAGGGCGGGGGGGGGGGGGGUCAAAAUCAAAAGUAACAAUCAGGAUCUGGUGUGGCCACCAGCUGCAUUAGGUACUGCAGUGCAUCUCCUCCUCGCGGACUGCACCAGAUUUGCCAGUUCUUGCUGUGAGAUGUUACCCCACUCUUCCACCAAGGCACCUGCAAGUUCCCGGACAUUUCUGGGGGGAAUGGCCCUAGCCCUCACCCUCCGAUCCAACAGGUCCCAGACGUGCUCAAUGGGAUUGAGAUCCGGGCUCUUUGCUGGCCAUGGCAGAACACUGACAUCCCCGUCUUGCUGGAAAUCACGCACAGAACGAGCAGUAUGGCUGGAGGCAUUGUCAUGCUGGAGGGUCAUGUCAGGAUGAGCCUGCAGGAAGGGUACCACAUGAGGGAGGAGGAUGUCUUCCCUCUAACGCACAACGUUGAGAUUGCCUGCAAUGACAACAAGCUCAGUCCGAUGAUGCUGUGACACACCGCCCCAGAACGUGACGGACCCUCUACCUCCAAAUCGAUCCCGCUCCAGAGUACAGGCCUCGGUGUAAAGCUAAUUCCUUUGACGAUAAACAUGAAUCCGACCAUCACCCCUGCUGAGACAAAACCACGACUCGUCAGUGAAGAGCACUUUUUCCCAGUACUGUCUGGUCCAGCGACGGUGGGUUUGUGCCCAUAGGCGACGUUGUUGCCGGUGAUGUCUGGUGAGGACCUGCCUUACAACAGGCCUACAAGCCCUCAGUCCAGCCUCUCUCAGCCUAUUGCGGACAGUCUGAGCACUGAUGGAGGAAUUGUGCGUUUCCGGUGUAACUCGGGCAGUUGUUGUUGUCAUCCUGUCCCUGUCCUGCAGGUGUGAUGUUUGGAUGUACCAAUCCUGUGCAGGUGUUGUUACACGUGGUCUGCCACUGCGAGGACGAUCAGCUGUCCAUCAUGUCUCCCUGUAGUGCUGUCUUAGGCGUCUCACAGUACGGACAUUGCAAUUUAUUGCCCUGGCCACAUCUGCAGUCCUCAUGCCUCCUUGCAGCAUGCCUAAGGCAUGUUUACGCAGAUGAGCAGGGACCCUGGGCAUCUUUCUUUUGAUGUUUUUCAGAGUCAGUAGAAAGGCCUCUUUAGUGUCCUAAGUUUUCAUAACUGUGACCUUAAUUGCCUACCGUCUGUAAGCUGUUAGUGUCUUAACAACCUUUACACAGAUGCAUGUUCAUUAAUUGUUUAUGGUUCAUUGAACAAGCGUUUAAACCCUUUACAAUGAAGAUCUGUGUAAUGAUUUGGAUUUUUACGAAUUAUAUUUGAAUGACAGGGUCCUGAAAAAGGUCCGUUUCUUUUUUUGCUGAGUUUAGGUGUGUGUGACCGAAACAUAUGACGGGGAGUAAUUCAGGCCAGUUGUAUAGUCAGCCAUGUUGUUUGUACCUCUCAGUAAAUUGAUAUACACUGAGUAUACCAAACCUUAGGAACACCUUCCUAAUAUGAGUUUUAACCUGUCUCCUCCCCUUCAUCUACACAGAUUGAAGUGGGAUUUAUCAAGGGAUCAUAGCGUUCACCUGGUCAGUCUAUGUCAUGGAAAGAUUAGGUAUUUGUAAUGUUUUGUACACUCAGUGUAAUUCUGUGGCAUUGUCACCUUCUUGGGAUAGACAUCAGACCUUUAAGACCAGAGUCUUCAUUGGAGAGAACCUGUAUUUAAAGUGGAGUGAAGAGAUUUGGUCAAUAUACUGCUUAUUUAUGGGGCCAAUGAGCGAUUACAUGUAGAGAGAGGUAUUAGAAACGGAUAGAAUUUUGUUUUGAGUAUAGGCACUUCACCAGGCUUGCAGCUAUACUUGACAUCACUUGCACAAAAGCAUAGGGAAGAGAGGUGCCUCCCUUAUCUUUGUGGUUGAGGCAUCUACUGCGUAUUAAUUCUCAAGCAAUUACGUAUUUAUCUGGCCAAUAAACAAAGUUAACAAGCAUCUUUUUGGUCAACUCAAUAGUCUGCAAAAUUAGAUGAUCAUAUGCAAGUGUCCAAAAAAUGUAUAACUUGCAAAACAAUGUUAAAAGUUAUGGACAAUUGCAUAGGUGAGUAGAGGGCAAGCACUGCUUCACUAUAAGCAGGGGUUUUGUAGCAUUGCCAUUAGAACACAAGUUAGAGAAGCACAAUUUGCUCAACAUGGUUUGUCAGUGUACAAUCACUGUUAAUCAUAGGUUGUAAAUAGAAUUUUUAGAUACCAUAACUGCAGUACAUAUCUAUGUGUAUGCAUUUGUGUAUACAAAAGGCAUAUAAUCAGAGACUAUUUGUGAGGUAAAAUUAUUCAUAUUUUCUCUUUUGAAAGAACAGUAUUUUCAUCCCUGUUAGUUGAUAUUGCUUCUUCCUGUGUUUUUAUGUCAAAAUACUUGACUUGAUUAGUGUAUGAUAGCUACUUCAAAGAUAAAUGCGUUCAGGGACUGGCUUUCAAAGGAAAUUUUCCGAAUUCAUCUGAGAAACCAUUUCAGAUUAUGACUAUGGUACAGUGUCGAUUUCAAAUGAGUAUGCAAAGCCAUUUCUAAACUCAAGCCCUGUGGUUUUUGUGUACAAGUGAAACAGUACUUGACAGUAUGUGCCAAUGUGUACUUUUGUGUGUUUGUAACUGUGUUGCCUUAGUAUCAAUCGCCAGUAUUGUCUAGUUCUCCUCAAAGGGAAGAUUGUGCACUUUAGACUAAACGCAUAAGAUGACCUAAUAAUGUGCAAUGUCCAAUGGUUGUUCAUAGUUCGAUGUUAAAAAACGUACACAAAAAAUGGAAACUGUCAUUAGUCUGAAUGUGUGGCGACUUAAGGGUCUGUUGGAAGUACCGCGUUUGAUUGGAAAAUGCUUGCUUUUAUUGUUCCGUUGUUUUGUAGUUGGAGUGAUCUUUAGAUAUGAUGAAGUCCAUCAACUGUCUUCAACAAUGGAAGUUUAAAUAUUUAAAAAUAAUACAAAAAAAUGCUGCAUCCUUAAAUCUAUUUUCUGAAGUGAUUCUAUCUUUCCAUCCCUUCUCUAAAUUGUCAAGCACACUGUGACACAAGCAACAUUGGCUAUUGAAUCAUAGAAACAAAAACAAGAAUCUCACUGUGGUAGUCGGAAAGUCAGCCAUUUUGUUUCUCUUGCUGCUGCUACUAGAUUUGCUUCCUUUGCAUGUGCAUGAAACGCCUUGCCUUUCCAGCUUGUGAAAUACGAUCUACGGUAUAUGUAGUCCGGUUUCCACUAGUUGCCACAGCCACAAGUUAAAAUUGGCUUUUUCGUAAAAAUGUAUUUAAGGUUAGGGUUAGGCAUACGUUUAGCAGUGUGGUUAAAGUUAGGGUUAAGGUUUAAAACCACAUUUUAUGAAGAUUUUAGAAAUAGGCAGGGUUUAUGACUUUUUGGCUGUGGUAACUAGUGACAACCAUGUAGUCCCUCUUAAGAGCUUUAGCGCCAAAUGAAUAGCUUAGCUUAUACUAUAUGUGCACUGUCGCUAGCCUUUAACAGCUGCUUUGUGUAUCGUUGACGUCCUGUAAAAAGUUAGCUUCUCGCCCAGCAAGCAUGCUAAUCUUGCCUUGCAACUGUCCUCUCUGUGCUAAUCUAACUUUCUCUAUACUGUAUCUCUUUCGCUUUAAUUCUGUCGCUAUGAACGUAGAAUAAUAUAUCUUUAUGUGUAGAUCCCAAGCAUGCCUUUCUAAAAGCUCUUCUAUACAUAUAUAUAUAACCUCUCUAUCUCUCUCUAUCGCUCUCUAGCUUUGCCCUUGUAGCAAUCAAAUCUCUCUACGAAUAAUGUAUUGCUUUCCUCUGAAGUUUCUUGGCUACCCACAAUAUUCGCAGUCUGUAUGAGAAGGUUUUUGGAUUACGCUGGCUUGUGUCAUGGUGAUGGACUUGAAAAACAACAUUACAUAAAUAGUUUCAUUUAACCGUGUCAGUGGAAUCUGAAUAUAAGCGGUCCCUUUUCCUGAGGUCCCUAAUUGCCUGAACUGGUGUAUGGAAACAAUAGAUCCUGUACAGUCAAGAUUCCCAACCUGGUUUCUGGGAUGAGUCUAAAAUAUAUUAUUUUUGCCCUGUAACAAAGUAUGUUUGAAAUGACAAUCUGAGAAUUGACUGUAUUUACAGCAAUAAACACACAAACAUGCAUUCAUGUGAUACAAGAAGAAUGUAUUAUAUAAACUUAUCCUGUAAACUUGGUUAGUGGUUUUGAAUGAAUAGGAACACUUAUGUACAGUCGCAUGUAUACAAGCCUCUCUCAAACAUCCCGUUAUCUUGAAAUGUGUGUCACUCUCUUGGGGAAAUACAAAUAAAUAUUCUUCUUGCCAAAAGUUAAA